Molecule: messenger RNA, 215 nt
Organism: Sphenostylis stenocarpa
Lineage: Eukaryota; Viridiplantae; Streptophyta; Magnoliopsida; Fabales; Fabaceae
Source: the annotation of a GenBank genome assembly
AUGAAAGUGUUAAGUAUUUGUCGUGGAAAAGCCAAACUUGGUUGGCUUGGGUACAAUGCUGCAAUUAACAGGCUUCUGGUCCGUGGUCCAAUCAAAACGCAGAGUUUGGGAUUAGUGAAUGCUGGUAACCCGCGAAUUAUAGAUUAUCGGGGAUUUAUGUGGCGCAUGGAUCGUGACCCUUAUAUCCAGAUAGUACUAUCUUCCACUGAAUGUGC